UUUCUUUCUUGUCACACACCCGUUGCCUCUUACCCUUUUCAGUUUCAAAGAGAAACAAACAACCACCCCAACUUCGCAGGGUUCGUCUUAACAACGCAUAUUGAUCAAAGAAAGAUCCAAGCAUGGGAGACAACAAAGUCGUGGACUUUUUCUCCCACAAGUUCCCAACCACCGCUCAGGUAGUGGAAGAACUGAAGGAGCUGUGGGGCAUGGCGUUGCCAAUCACAGCCAUGAACUUAUUAGUGUUCGUUCGUGCCGUUGUUUCGGUUCUCUUCCUCGGAAGACUGGGCCCAUUGGAGCUAGCAGGUGGAGCACUGUCCAUAGGCUUUACCAACAUAACAGGGUACUCUGUUCUGGUGGGCCUAGCAGCGGGCCUAGAGCCGGUGUGCUCGCAGGCCUACGGCAGCAAGAACUGGGAGCUUCUGUCUCUUUCUCUGCAGCGCAUGGUGGUGAUUCUCCUGAUGGCAAUAGUCCCCAUAAGCCUUCUGUGGCUGAACCUGGAAGGGAUCAUGGUUUUCAUGGGGCAAGACAUAAGAAUCACAAAAAUGGCAGCGCUAUACUGUUUCUACUCUCUGCCAGACCUUUUAACAAACACGUUGUUGCAGCCACUGAGAGUGUUCUUGAGGUCGCAGAAGGUGACGAAGCCAAUGAUGUACUGCUCGCUGGUGGCGGUGGUGUUCCACGUGCCGCUGAACUACGUGCUGGUGGUGGUGGUGGGGCUGGGGGUGCCGGGGGUGGCGAUGGCGUCGGUGGUGACGAACCUGAACAUGGUGGUGCUGAUGGCGGUGUACGUGAUAGUGUGGAGAAAGAAGGAGAUGGUGAUGAAGUGGGGAGGGAUGAAGAAGAUUCGAGGGCCUGGAGAGAUGUGGGAGUUGAUGAGAAUGGCGGUGCCGAGUUGCUUGAUGAUAUGUUUGGAGUGGUGGUGGUAUGAGAUUGUGACAGUGAUGGCUGGCUAUUUGGAGAAUCCAACAGUUGCAGUGGCUGCCACUGGGAUUCUCAUUCAGACUACUAGCAUGAUGUACACUCUCCCUAUGGCCCUUGCUGGCUGUGUUUCUGCCAGGGUUGGGAAUGAGCUUGGAGCAGGCAGACCAUACAAAGCAAAGCUAGCAGCCAUUGUUGCCCUAGGAUGUGCCUUUCUCAUUGGCUUCAUCAAUGUCACAUGGACUGUCAUCCUUAAACAAAGGUGGGCCGGGCUUUUCACAACCGACGAGGCGGUUAAAGCCCUGGUUGCGUCGGUCAUGCCAAUUAUGGGCUUGUGCGAGCUGGGUAAUUGCCCACAGACCACGGGCUGUGGCAUAUUGCGUGGCACAGCCCGUCCGGUCAUAGGGGCCCAUGUCAAUUUGGGAUCCUUCUACAUUGUGGGAACCCCUGUGGCUGUGAGCCUGGCAUUUUGGUUUAAGAUUGGGUUUAGUGGGCUUUGGUUUGGGCUUCUGUCGGCCCAAGCGGCGUGUGCCGUGUCAAUCCUGUAUGUUGUGAUUGCAAAGACGGAUUGGGAAGCUGAAGCCCUCAAGGCUGAGAAGCUCACAAGGGUGGUGGAGAUUGGUCCAUGCAAUAAUAAUAGUAGCAAUAGGAAUGAGAAUUACAAUGAAGAUUUUGAGAGAGAGAAUGAAGAAAGCAUGAGGUUGUUGGUGAUUGGGAAUGGGAACAAAGAUGACAUUUGUUGAAAAGAUACCAAUUAUGAGGGAUUGAGAUUCUGUGUUUUUUUUUUCUUUUUUGUUGUCCCUAGUAGAUUGGAGUUGGGGGGGCUUGUGAGUGGUGCCUGUAAUUGUGGCUAGCACAGCUAUGGUGGUCAUCAUUCAUGCCUUUGCUUUCUUAUCAUUUUGAGGAUAGGGGCUUUAUCUAUGCUUUUCUUUUUUUCCCUUCUGCCUUGCCCCAAUUCUUCUCUUUACUUUUCAUCUUUUAGAAAGGGUAUUUGCUAGGGUAGGAACUCUCACUUUCUGAUGUAACAACUGUUAAUAUAUUUAACAACUUUAAAACUCUCUUA
Messenger RNA from Arachis stenosperma, 1984 nucleotides. RefSeq names its product protein DETOXIFICATION 54. Lineage: Eukaryota; Viridiplantae; Streptophyta; Magnoliopsida; Fabales; Fabaceae. Gene Ontology annotation, cellular component: membrane. Bases 123 to 1664 code for a protein of 513 amino acids. Gene Ontology annotation, biological process: xenobiotic detoxification by transmembrane export across the plasma membrane. The record is from RefSeq and is a predicted model, not a curated record. Gene Ontology annotation, molecular function: antiporter activity; xenobiotic transmembrane transporter activity. The transcript has 4 exons.